Chaetomium fimeti is the source of this 592-nucleotide messenger RNA. RefSeq lists its product as uncharacterized. The coding region runs from base 148 to 456 and encodes 102 amino acids. The record is from RefSeq and is a predicted model, not a curated record. Lineage: Eukaryota; Fungi; Ascomycota; Sordariomycetes; Sordariales; Chaetomiaceae. The transcript is spliced from 2 exons.
CACACCAAACUCAAAUGCUCAUCUGAGCACAACCUCGGGGAGGUAAAGUGCCUGCAGCUGCCCCGCAGUCUCGAGGUUGAUGCCUGACUGGGCGACCGCGACGGGGUGACUGCCCGUAUCCCCCCCCGCAGGUAGCGCUAACCCACAAUGAUCGUCUGCGACGGCGGCGAACAAGCAAAGCCGGCAGCUCCCCGAACUUGGCUCCCUCGAUUUUGCUGUGGGUUGGCCGGUUUCGUGACUCAACCGGUCGGCGCUCCCCUCGUGAGUGGACCGAUGGACGAGACUGUCUGCGCAUCGCGGCCGAGCAUGGUGGAUCCCAUGGCGGGCAACCCCACCGGCCCGUGGUGCAGAAUGCCGCCAUGCUUCGAGUUUCUCGGCGAAGGUGGUGGGUUUGAGUGGCCCCGACUCCAGUUUGUCUUGUCCACAGUGGAGAAGUUGGGGAUGCUUGUGUGGUAGGGCUGGACCCGCAAUCGUAGGGCAUUCAAGAAGCUUGCCCGGAUCCAGAUGGCGUGAUUUCUCGCAUCAGGUGGACCGCGCAUCAAGGCAGCAGCAGCCAGAUCGGUUUACCAGAUCACCGGCACCACUGCUGUCG